AUGAAUGAGAUGCAGUUCUACGAAGCAGAUCGGCCUGGCUUGAACAAGAAUGCCUUCCCUGCGCUGAGCCAUCAGGCCCACCAUCCCCAUGUCUGUGACAUGGACAUUCAGGUGAAGAUCACCAAGGAUACUUUAGUCCAGGGCUUCCGGAAGGCUGUGGUGAUUGUGCUUGCGAUUGAGAAGAUGAAAAAGAGCCCCAAAGCACUUCAGCUUUUCACUGAUGAGGAUCUGAUGGACAUCUUCAACACUGUCUUAGAACCUGUAGAUUUUGACACCUCUGAAUUCACGUAUGCGCCAGAUUCCAUCUACCAGUUCUCAGAAGACAUCUGCUGUGAUAUUGAAGACAUUGACCACAAAUCUCUUGUCUUGCAUGAGCCUGCACAGCUGGUGGCCGUGCACCUGCAAGGCCCCAACACCAGCCAUGCAGUGAGGCUAAAAAUGUCUGUAUAUCGCCCGAAAAUGGAGGCAGGCACGAGAAAAACCCCCGUUGCCCUGAACAUCAAGGGGAGGAAACUCUAUCUGUCGUGUGUGUGGAACGGAGGGCAGCCAGUGCUGCAGCUAGAGGAGACCAACAUCCAAGGAGAUCUUGACCAAUCUACGCUAGGCCGCUUCCUUUUCUACAGAGUUGUCAUUGGAAAGCACACAAGGUUUGAAUCGGCUGCCUUCCCUCACUGGUACAUCUGUACCUCCUCGGAGUCUGAUGAAGUUGUUGGCAUGACUAACCGGCUUGGGGAAGUCUUCAUUGUGGAUUAUAAGGUCACAAGCCAGUCCUGAUAAUAUGUUUCAACUAUGAUUUUGUACCUUCUACACCUGUUUGUCCAUGGCCUGUACUAAGGCCUUCUUCCUCUGGAAGGGAGCAGACGUCUCCUAGAAUCUAGGGGGAAGCACUUAAGGAUGUGAGAACUCUUUAAAAGAAAUUUCCUCACUGGUUCUCAAUAUUAA
Elgaria multicarinata webbii is the source of this 942-nucleotide messenger RNA. RefSeq names its product interleukin 1 beta (gene IL1B). Gene Ontology annotation, molecular function: interleukin-1 receptor binding; cytokine activity. Lineage: Eukaryota; Metazoa; Chordata; Lepidosauria; Squamata; Anguidae. Gene Ontology annotation, biological process: inflammatory response; immune response; cytokine-mediated signaling pathway. The record is from RefSeq and is a predicted model, not a curated record. The transcript is spliced from 5 exons. Bases 1 to 774 code for a protein of 257 amino acids.